AUGAAGGUGUGCUUACUGAAGCGCCGGCUGGACACUUACACCUCAUGCACAGCUGGCGGCAUUUUAAUGCUAAACAAGCAGGAGCCAAGUUAAUAGUUAAAGUCACUUGGCAGUAUUAAUGUUUUCGUUCAGAGAAGCGUGGACUGUUGCUCCUGGGGGGCUGUGCAGGACCCUGCACUCUGUUGCGCGCCGCCGGCCACUCCGCGUGCCCGCGAUGCCGGUCCCAGCUCCGCUGUCACUCUCCUUUGGCAGGGCUCCUUGGUGGCUGUCCGCGACACGCCGAUCGAUCAGCUGUAAGAUGUCCGAGAACGGCGUGGCGUCCCGCCGGGGGAAGGUGCUCACCUUAGACACGAUGAACCCACGAAUUAAGAGGGUUGAAUAUGCCGUGAGGGGUCCCAUUGUGCAACGGGCGGUGCAGAUCGAGAAGGAGCUGAAGGAGGGUGCAAAGAAGCCCUUCACUGAAGUCAUCAAGGCAAACAUUGGUGACGCACAUGCCAUGGGCCAGCAACCAAUCACCUUCUUCCGACAGGUCAUGGCACUGUGCGCCUAUCCAGAACUCUUAAACAGCUCCCAGUUUCCAGAGGACGCCAAAAAUCGGGCAAAAACGAUUCUUCAGUCCUGUGGAGGGGGUAGUAUAGGGGCCUACAGUGCCAGUCAGGGUAUUGAAUAUGUGCGGCAGGACGUUGCACGUUACAUCGAGAAGCGAGACAAUGGCAUCCCCUCCAACCCCGACAACAUCUACCUAUCCACAGGAGCCAGCGACGCCAUCGUGACCACCCUGAAGCUGUUGAUGUGCGGCGAGGGCAUGAGCCGCACAGGUGUGAUGAUCCCCAUCCCCCAGUACCCUCUCUACUCAGCGGCACUGGCAGAGCUGGGUGCCGUCCAGGUCGACUACUACCUGAACGAGGAGCGAUGCUGGAGCCUGGACGUCAGCGAGCUGCGCCGCUCUCUGGAGGCUGCCCGCAAGCACUGCAACCCCCGUGUCCUCUGCAUCAUCAACCCUGGCAAUCCCACAGGUCAGGUCCAGAGCAGGGAGUGCAUUGAGGAAGUGAUCAGAUUUGCUGCGCAGGAGCGGCUUUUCCUGAUGGCCGAUGAGGUGUACCAGGACAACGUCUAUGCCGACGGCUGCCAGUUUCACUCUUUCAAGAAGGUGCUGUUUGAGAUGGGGCCGCAGUACUCAGACACGCUGGAGCUGGUCUCCUACCACUCAACCUCCAAAUGCUACAUGGGAGAGUGUGGUUUCCGGGGAGGAUAUAUGGAGGUGAUCAACAUGGAUGCUGAGGUGAAGGCCCAGCUGACCAAGCUGGUGUCAGUGCGCCUCUGCCCCCCUGUUCCCGGGCAGGUCAUGAUGGACCUGGUGGCAAACACCCCCCAGCCUGGAGAUCCAUCUCACUCCACUUUCAUUAAGGAGAAGUCUGCUACUCUCAACACGCUGGCGGAGAGGGCCAGGCUGACGGAGGAGAUCCUCAACACGGUGCCGGGGAUUCAGUGUAACCCCGUACAGGGAGCCAUGUACUCCUUUCCGCGGAUCACUAUCCCAGAGCGUGCCGUUCAGAAAGCCAAGGAGAAAGGUCAAGCCCCAGAUAUGUUCUACUGCAUGAACCUGCUGGAGGAAACAGGCAUCUGUGUAGUCCCUGGAAGCGGAUUCGGUCAGAAAGAAGGGACCUACCACUUCAGAAUGACCAUCUUGCCUCCCACUGAGAAGCUGAAGAUCCUACUGAAUAAGCUGAAGGAGUUUCACCUGCGCUUCACGCAGCAGUACUCCUGAGCUUCCCAGCCAAGGGGAAUCAAUCAUCUCCUCACCAAGUGCCUUCUGCGUCAUGACUUCAAUGGCCAAUGUUUUGCACUUUGUUACACAGUGAUUUCACUGUUCAUUAGUAGUGUGUUCAUCAGAGCAAUUAGCUUGAUUUGUUUUACAGAAUUUACUGAUAUUUGUGUUGUCCACUUCAAAUAUCAAGGGCAUUUUUAAAUUUCUUAAUGAUCACAUUUUAUUGUCUUCUAUGACUAUACAAACACGGUUAGAUAUAAUACCGUGUUUGUAUGUCUGUGUAUUGCAGUUUAACCAAAGUUAAUCCUAAGGUUUGCAUACUUGGAAAUGCUGCUCCUUAAGUGUUCCUGUGCGCCAAUACUGUUUAAAUUGUUUAAAUAUACUUGCAUACUUUAUGACACCCCCAGUCUCUCACCCUGUCCAGUGUAUGCCACCUUUCCCCUAUCACUCAUAAAUCUCAGUAUUUGAUGUUG
Messenger RNA from Paramormyrops kingsleyae, 2241 nucleotides. RefSeq names its product glutamic--pyruvic transaminase (gene gpt). The record is from RefSeq and is a predicted model, not a curated record. Gene Ontology annotation, biological process: biosynthetic process. Lineage: Eukaryota; Metazoa; Chordata; Actinopteri; Osteoglossiformes; Mormyridae. Gene Ontology annotation, molecular function: transaminase activity; pyridoxal phosphate binding.